GUAAUAGUCAGAUGUUUCAAACUAAAACAAAACAAAAAAGCUUUAGAGAAUAACACACUGUGCAAGAGAGACAAGCGAUUCUUAAGGAUAAAUUAAGUCAUUAUCCUGAUAUGAUACCGGUGAUAUUAGAGAAACAUCCAAAAUCUAAGAUCUAACAUUUGAAUAAACAAUUGUACUUUCUACCUUAAAAUAUUGAUAUUUAGUCACUAAAGGCUUUCGGAUGAUUCAAUUCCGUGAUACAAUAAAAAGCACUUUAUAGAUUUCCCCUAAGUAAUCUCUAUACUUUCAUAUUGGAAAUCAAUUGUUACCUGAAGGUAUAAUUAAUUGAAAGUUAUGCUUAGAUAUUAAAUUGGCAGAUAUUUAUGAGAAGAAGAAGGAUUCAGAAGAUGGAUUCUUAUACAUAACUUUCUCUGAUUUAGAAGUCUUUGGAUUCAAUUCUAAUUGA
Molecule: messenger RNA, 445 nt
Organism: Paramecium octaurelia
Lineage: Eukaryota; Ciliophora; Oligohymenophorea; Peniculida; Parameciidae
Source: the annotation of a GenBank genome assembly